Messenger RNA from Labrus bergylta (ballan wrasse), 6702 nucleotides. RefSeq names its product visinin-like protein 1. Gene Ontology annotation, molecular function: calcium ion binding. The record is from RefSeq and is a predicted model, not a curated record. Lineage: Eukaryota; Metazoa; Chordata; Actinopteri; Labriformes; Labridae.
UUCAUUCAUCUUCUUCCAGUCAGAGAGGUGAGUUAACGCGAAGGUUAUUUUACAUGAGGGAGGAACUGUUUGGGACCAACCCACUGCCUGUGACAAUAACUGAGAAGCAAAGACAAGGCUUUUUUGUUUAAUAGCUGCAAGGAGCUGGGCUUAUUCUUCUUCCAAACAUUACAGGAGGUGUAGCAUCAUGGGGAAACACAACAGCAAGCUGGCUCCAGAGGUCCUGGAUGACCUGACCAAGAGUACAGAAUUCAACGAGGCGGAGCUGAAGCAGUGGUACAAAGGCUUCCUGAAAGACUGUCCCUCUGGCAUCCUCAACCUGGAGGAGUUUCAGCAGCUCUACGUUAAGUUUUUCCCAUAUGGUGAUGCUUCCAAAUUCGCCCAGCAUGCGUUUCGGACAUUUGACAAGAACGGCGACGGGACCAUCGACUUCAGAGAGUUUAUCUGCGCCCUGUCCAUCACCUCCAGGGGCAGCUUUGAGCAGAAACUUAACUGGGCCUUCAACAUGUACGAUCUGGAUGGGGAUGGAAAGAUCACCCGCAUGGAGAUGCUGGAGAUCAUAGAGGCCAUCUAUAAGAUGGUGGGAACUGUGAUCAUGAUGCGAAUGAAUGAGGAUGGGUUGACUCCGCAGCAGCGUGUGGACAAGAUCUUCUCAAAGAUGGACAAGGACCACAAUGAUGAGAUCUCCCUGGAAGAGUUUAAAGAGGCCGCCAAGUCUGACCCCUCCAUCGUCCUACUGCUGCAGUGUGACAUGCAGAAGUAGAAAGAGGGUGGGUGCAGAAACUAUUAGGGUAGAGAGGGAGGGGAGGAAGAGUUGAACUUGAGUAAGGGAAGGAUGGAGGAUGAGAGAACAGAAGGGCUGAUGAUGAAAGGGAGGGAUGCAGUUUUCGGGGAAGAGGAGGAAGUAGGGAAGGUUUAUUUCCUUUAUUUGAAACAGUAAAAUGGGAUGAGGCAUGAUGGGAACACAGUUGAUCCUAUGGUUGAUGCCAUUUCUUUGCUCCAUGCCCUCCCUCUUUGACGUUCCUGUACCUCUUUUGCUUCACUAUAGCACUAUAGAGUGUUUUUACUAAUCCACUGAGAGAAUAAAAAAAUUGUGGAAAUUCUGCCAGUUAUUUUGGCACAGGCAGAAUAGAUAUUAUAGGGAUGUACAGCUAAAGGAAAUAUGGAUUUGUCAGCCCCACCUGGGCUGACUGUGUGUCUAGAUAGUAAGAUUCAGACUCUGAAGUGCACAGGAUCUUAUUUGUAAAAGAGUGAAUGGUGUCUAAACCAUCCUAUUUUUAGAGAGCUAUUUAGAAGGAUUGAUACCACUUGGUCCAAGUGGUGAGAGAUGAAGAGAAAGCUCACAAUAUUCACGGGUAAAGAAAUAUGACUACCAGCACCAGUUAAACUCACCAUUUAAGAUGUUGCCGGUUUUUGGUUGAAUCUGUUCAAUGGGAAAAGUCCAAAAACAACAGGUUACCGAUUUGAAUCAAUGUCCAGUAGUAACCUGGCCAACAAUCAGAAACAUCACCGUUGACUUACCACUAUGGAUUAGGCUGGUCAAUAAGCCCGGGUAUGUAUCAUUUCAACACUUGAGAUGAAGAGCUAAGCCAGCAGUUCCUCCUUGACUUUUACAACGCUAUAACAUGCUACGUUUCUCAGCUUCAUAAACUGAUAUGAGAGAGUUACUAAACUUUUUCCUUAAUUUCUUACUGUACUGGAAAUUCCGGCAACCAGUCUAUCAACUUUAAAACAGUUAGUAGUAAAUGAUGUGCACCACAGGUUGAAGAAAGGAAUGGCAUUAAACCAAAACAAAGGGCCUGUUGUGUUUUCUAUACGGUCCAUCUAGAGCUACCAGAGAGUAGCAAAUGCUGAAAGAGAUUAUUACAUAAACAUACAAAUCCAUAAGCUGUGUGUGGAUGUUUAUUGAUGUCCAUAUUUUUCUGAGUAUGAAUGGGAAAUGAAUGUGACAUUUUCCGAGCAAAGUACAUUUUAAUAACCCAGGCCAAACUAGAUGUAACCGCAUAUUUGUAAAGUGUGCAGUUACAUUGUUACUUUCUCAACCAUCUAUUCCACAAUAAGUUUGAGGGCACCCAGAGAGAGCAUUUGGGAUACAUUACAACACCUUGUGUCCAUGCUCUAAAUGUGAGGCAGACAGGUGAUGAAUGUCUCAGACGGCUGCCUCCAGCGGCAUGGUGAAGAAUACUGAUGAGCUGCUCAGUGACAUCUGGCUGCACCUGAAGCUUUAUCCCCACAUGCUUAGAAAUCAACAUUUUAUCCAAACAAUUAAAUGUUUAUCAUAAAAUGUAAUUCAAAUAAGUCAGAAUAAAGCUUUGUCCACUACAUUUUCAAACCUCUGCUUUUUUAGCUGAUGAACAUGUUCUCCACGUGGCUCUCUUCCUUCUUAUUUAUUCUUUUUAUGAAUGCCAGAAAUCACCACAUCAGCUUAUUUUUAAUAAAACCAUAUAUAUAUAUAUAUAUAUAUAUAUCCAUUUACUGUCAUAAUUGUAUCAACAAAUUAUUUUCCAAAUAAACAUUUUAGAAACAAGCAUAAUAUACAUAUUGUUGUGCAAGUAUCAUAUUUAAAUCCUUUUUACUUGACACUUUGAAACAUUCACGUCUUAAAGGUAUGCCUAAUAAAUAACGUUAUAAUCCAAAAAAGUACAUUUCUAUUGUUGGUACAUGUUUCAUAACCAGACAUAUGAAAAAACUAAAGUUUGAUGACCACAACAGUAUUACAGUCAUUGUCCUCAACACCAAAAUAAACAAAUAAAAUAAGCCCUGUCCUCAUUAGAAAGCAAAUCUGAAUGAACUCUAGAAAUCAUAUUGAAAGUCUAACAUAUAUAUAUGCACAAUUAGAAAUCAGGAAACAUACAGGACAUUGUAAAAUCGUCCACUUGAGCAGAGGAGGGGGCCACUAGACCAGUGUGGAGUGGGGAUAAUCAGGACAGUAAUUGCAGACCACAUGGCAGAAACGGUAUUUCUCAGAAAGGCCAACCCUGCCUCCGUGAUUCAUUUUUGUUUCACAUUGAAGGCCGAAAGGCUCGCCUCUCUUCCUCUCCCACUGUCCUGCUCUCGGCCCUUUUUCUCCUCUUCCAUCCUAAAUGUCAGAAAGGAAGUGCUUUGAUAAUAGGUGCAGGGAGAGGGAACUUCGCUGAACUCAGCUCAGAUCUAAAAUCAAUUUUAAAAAGAUCAAAAGGUUGACGAGGAAGCCUGGGUGCUGUGCUCAUCUGCUUGUGAAUAUCAAUCAUGCAUGUAAUGCAACCUGAAUCGUAAUGUUCAGUAAGUCAGUCAUUUCCUGCGUUUCCCUUCACAAAUCCAUGCAUUCCAUAGGAUCAGCAAAGCAAUUAAAAUAAAUCCCUUUCCUUUGACGGGUGCAGUGGCAGCUGCUGCAUUAUUCUGCAGGGGGUUUUAUUUAUUUAAUUAAGAUUUGAAUAGGGACAAAUAUGGAGCAAGUUAACUGCUGCCACACACUACAGCACUUUUAACCAAAGCUAGUUUGCAAUGCCCACCCCAAAGGAGGCUAACUCUCCCUCCCCCCUCAUUUUUACAAAUAGACCAGCAUGUACAUCUAAGUACGUUAGCUUGAGGCCCGCACUUAAUUGAAAUUGAUAUUAAAGGGCUGACUGAACCAGCAUCGCGCUCACGAUAAUUGUAAGUUGUGAAACAAACUUUCGUAGAUAAGUGCUUUGUUUCUUAAAGAUAGUGUCGGUAGCAUCGUUCGUUGUAAGCUUGUAAACACAAAAUUCAAACUGGGCCCCUCUAACUUGGCUAGUUACUACCAGAAUUGCUAGUUACAUCCAGCUUGGCCUGAUGACACACUGCACGCUGCCUGAGAGUAGGCCUGUUACAUUUGAUGUAAUGGAAAAGGCUAUUAUUUAGCAUGCUAGCACCAACUAACUGCCUGGGUUUGGCACCUGCCUGUCCAGCAGACAGCAAGGACAACUCUGCAUCCGUGACUAAAAGCCAACCCAAGGUUCAACCUCAUUUUGGAACAAGCUUUAUCCACCAUUCCGUGGUAUGAAUAGCGCCCAAUCACUGAAUUGUAUACUUAACUCACCUGUGUGCUGUCAUUGGCUUCUUGAAAUACACCCAGUGCCCUCCUAGAAACCUCCUGAGUUGAAGUAGAGGAAGAGAACAGGCUCUCUGCAGACACAGUUCCCCACCAUUUAAUUUCUCUUAAAUCUCAAAGACCUUUUAUUCUAUUCCACGAGUCCCACAUAAAUGAUUCAUUCCGUGUCCUCUUAGCCGACUGAAACAGUUGUCAUUGCACAUCAUUUUGCUACUUCUCGUCAAACCAGUGAAAAUGCUCCCCCCCCCCAAAGUGAAAGAACGAGCCUCCCUUGUUUGAUAAUGUAAUGAUAAAGCGACAUGUAUAAUAUGAUACGACCGUAAUCGUAUUUAUGAAUAUAAACAAAUAUACUAUGUAAAUGUAAAUGUACCACUAGCUUUAGACACACUUUCAUAAGAUGACUCAGCUACUGUGUGUGUGUGUGUGUGUGUGUGUGUGUGUGUGUGUGUGUGUGUGUGUGUGUGUGUGUGUGUGUGUGUGUGUGUGUGUGAGAGAGAGAGAGAGAGAGGAUGUAUGUGUGUGUUCUGUGUGAGAGGAUGACGGAGUGAGCCAGAGUAGAAACUGUGAGUGCUUGUGAAAAAGCUCAGUGCGUGCUGUAUAUCCGGACACUUUUGCAAGUGUUUUGUACGUGUUUGUGUUACUGUGUUUUGUAUUUGUAUCAUUUGUGUAUCAAGAGAUGCCUCAGUCUAGUUUAAGUUUGUACAAAUGUUAGAGGUAACCCUCCCACCGAAGCACUGAGUAUUAUCACCCACACCUACACUUGCUUUCGUGGUCCGCUGGUGUACAGUAGCCGAUGUACUGUCUCCAAUAUGGGAUGUGCUGUUUUGUUUGCUGUAGCCUCUUGUUGCAGUUCUACAAAUAAUAAUACUCACACACACAUAGUGAUUACUUCUGUAGGCCUCAGUCUCUGAAGUGGAGGUUGCUGACAGGUUAUGGGCAGGAGAAGCCUGAGGUCUGAGGAGAUGGGUGUCAGCGAUAAUAAUAAAUAAUAAUAGUCAAACUGUCCUGUGUCACAGUGUCACCCAGUGGUUGGAGGUAUGAAGUCACACUACUGUACAGCUCUCCUUUGCUUAUAUAAUGAUUGUGCCUCAAGAUCAAAACUGGAAAUCUUAUCUGAUGUGAAGAACUCGAUAAUCUUGUUUUGUCCGAAGAGUUUUCUGUUCCUGAAAAUAAGAGCUGGAAUCUAAAAGUGGAGUAAGAUUCAGUAAUUUUCAAAACAUUUCAAAUGAACUUUUCAGUCAUGCUGAAAACAGAACUCAAUGUUUUCACUUGUAUUUGUUGUACAGCGAACUAUUGGAAUAUUUUAACACAUUUAAAGCCCAACAUGUUUCUUCUACUGUAUGGUAUCAGUGUGUCAAAAUUAAGUUAUGCCCAGCUAUUGCUGUAUACAGCCCCCGUCUGGCUCUGUUUUCUUGCUCCACAUGUAUUUGUUAGCAGUGAGCCAUGAGCCUCCAAAAGCAAACCUACUUCACUUUCAACACAUUGGAGCAUUUAGAAGCUAAAGAGUUAAAUAUUUCUAUUAAAACAACAAAAGUCAAAUCCUUAUCUUUGAAGCUUAUGAGCUUUAAAACCUAACAGUAUGCAGGAUUGAAAAAUAAUCUUUCUUAAUUCUCCCUGUAAAAGUAUGAAAAACUACGGAAGCCCUGAGUGGACAUGCAUCAAUAUCUAUCAUUUAACUGUUUUUCUGUGGUAACAAGUAACCUCGAGGAAAAAAAUGAGUUAUUUUGGAUGACAGAAAAGCAUUGUAUAGGGCCUUGUCAGCCAGCAUAAGAUAUAUUUAUUAGAUUUAUUUUCUCCACUUGCAGAUUGUUUUGCUCCUAUUUCAGGGAAAACAGAAACACAAGAUUAAGUUUGAUAAAACCAGAACGAAUGUCUUGUAAAUUCUUUUGAGUGUAUACUUAAUCACCCCUAGAGCUCAGAGUAUUCUGUUGCCUCAUGUUACGACUAAAUGUAUUUUUUGUGACAGGCUUAAUCAUCCUUCUAAAUGUAAAGCAGUGUGCAAUUUAAAAAAAAAAAAAAAAACAUUUUGACGACAAAAGAUUGGCUCACAAAGUGGCUUCUCGGUGUGUUGGUCUUCACACUCCUCUGCUUAUUAGAUUUUUGUCCGUCCUAAUUAGCACAGGUUCAGAGCGAGGGGGCCGCUUCGGUUUUUGAAGAUUGCAAACACACAUUUUUAUUAUUUUUUUUAACUGCUUUCUCACUGAAUGUUUUUUUUCCCCCCUAAUGCAGUUUACAAUAAAUAAAUUACAUUGGCAAAAUAAAUCAUUUACUCGGUAUAAUUUCUGUGCCAAAGAUGGAGUUAUGUGGGUUGGAAGUGCUAUGGUUGAAUCAGUUGAAGUUCAAAAUGAAGAGAUACUAUGUUGAUGUCAUGUGAUGCAGUUCAUCAGCUGUCAGUCUUCAGAAAACAGACACACUGAGCUUUGUUACAUGAAUACCAACAUAGAUAUUCUUUACUUUUUGAAGGGGAUCAUUUGUGCUCAGUGGUGCAAUAUAGUUCUAUUCUUCAACAUUUUUCUCUAUGAUGUUUAUGUAAAUGUCUGCUGUCCCAGUUGAUAAUUUAGCUUUUUUUUUUUGUUUUUUGAUUUCAAUAUUAGGAUCCUAGAACAAAGACAAUGUAAUUAUUUUUGUUACAUAGAAUAAAAUUAAUUGAU